Messenger RNA from Drosophila albomicans, 1511 nucleotides. RefSeq names its product ubiquitin-conjugating enzyme E2 G2 (gene Ubc7). Lineage: Eukaryota; Metazoa; Arthropoda; Insecta; Diptera; Drosophilidae. The record is from RefSeq and is a predicted model, not a curated record. Gene Ontology annotation, cellular component: cytosol; endoplasmic reticulum. Bases 359 to 862 code for a protein of 167 amino acids. The transcript has 4 exons.
UUUUUCAAGCUGGCAUCGACAUCGGCAUACGCAUCAACAUAUAUUUCUGGCAAAAUAAAAACACAGCGUAGUAAUAUCGUAUAUUAAUAGUUGCAACGGCUUUUUCUGUAUUUUCGAUCCGUAUAUCCAAAGGCAUACACAUACGGCGGCUCUCGCAUACGCUCCUUCGCCCCGUAGUACCAACGUGGUGUAUUUUUUUUUGUGUUUGUGUGUGCGUGUGUUUUUUUUUGUGUUUUUUGACCUCCCCAGCUGCAAUUGUGUUGCGUUGCGCGUCGCUUCGCAAAUCCAAAAUUUGACUCCCAACAACGACGAAUACAAACAAAAACAACAGAAUACAGCAAAGACAGCAACAAUAACAAUGGCUGGCUCGGCGCUGCGUCGCCUGAUGGCGGAAUACAAACAGCUCACCAUGGAUCCACCCGAGGGCAUUGCAGCUGGACCCAUUAGUGAGGACAACUUCUUUGAAUGGGAAGCGUUAAUUGCUGGACCGGAGGGAACUUGCUUUGAGGGAGGCGUGUUUCCGGCUCGUUUGGUUUUUCCACCCGAUUAUCCACUGAGUCCACCAAAAAUGAAAUUCACUUGUGAUAUGUUUCAUCCCAACAUCUUUGCCGAUGGCCGCGUCUGCAUAUCAAUAUUACACGCACCAGGCGAUGAUCCCAUGGGCUACGAACUCUCCGCCGAACGCUGGAGUCCCGUGCAGAGUGUCGAGAAGAUCCUAUUGAGUGUGGUCAGCAUGUUGGCGGAGCCGAACGAUGAGAGCGGUGCUAAUGUCGAUGCAGCGAUCAUGUGGCGGGAGCGAAGGGAAGAGUUCAAUCGGAUCGCACAGCGUUUGGUGCGCAAAACUCUCGGAUUGCCAACAUAAACACGACUGAAGCGACCUCCAACCGAUGCCCCCUCCCCCUCCACCCCUGCAUUCCCUCCCGUCCCUCCCUCGUAAAUACAAAAUAGCAAACAACUGACAACAACAAACAAACAAACAAAAAUCAGGAAAAACAAAACGAUCAGCAGCAGCAGAAGAGAAGAUAUCAAAAUCAAAAUGGAAACGGAAACGGAUCGGAAGUUGGAACGGAAACGGAAGCGGAAACGGACCGUGUGUGUGCGUGUGCUAGUGUGGAUGCGUAUGUGUGUGUGUAUGUGCAUUCAAAAUUUAGGAGAAAUUCGAAACGAUCAAAUUUGGAUUCCCACAGCUUUCUUUUUGUUGACACAUUUCUAAUUGUAAUUGUUCCAUAUCCUAGUUUAUUGUUCUUUCUUUCGCUUUAAUUUGUUGCUUUAUUUUUUGUUUUUCAUUACCGCAACAAAGAUUAUGAAAUUUCAUUUAGUUUAUUUUGUUUCUGGCGUAUGUGAAUGUCGAUCUAUUAUUUUUAAGCUAUACAAAAAACCAACACAAAUAAGAUGAAAAAUGCAAAAAUUUAUUAUGAAAACAAAGUCCCCCGAGUUGCUGCUUGUGCCUAGCAAAACAAAAAUAAACUAUAAGUUGAAAUACAGCUAAGCGCGUCAUCAGUGCAAUACUC